AUGUUAAAAAGCGUGCUAUGUACAACUAGAAAACAAACAAAGCAAAAACCUAUGGGAAUGUCUAAUAUUGUGAUUUUGGGAUCUGGAAUUAUUGGAUUAUACACAGCUUAUUGUUUGCUAGAGGUCGCCAGUGUUCCUGGAUCAAAAAUUAGAGUUAUCGCAGAAUAUUUACCGGGAGAUUCUUCUAUCAACUUCACCUCUCCGUGGGCUGGUGGAAACUUUUCAUGUAUUUCACCAAAUGACCAAGAUACGUUAGCCUUUGAUAAAUUCACAUACCUUAAUCUGGAAAAAAUCUUAGCAGAGUUGGGACCAAGGUGUGGAUUAGCUAUGAAGCCGAGUACUGAAUUUUGGGAUGUUUAUCCCGGAGAUGUUAAAAUCAAUUCUCUAAAGACUUAUUUGAAAGACUUUAAGGUGAUAUCCCGAUCUUCAUUACCAGACGGUGUUGCUUUUGGUAUUUCAUACAAAACUUGGAACUUCUAUUGUCCCUUUUUCCUGUCAAACCUUAAAAGAUACCUUAUGAGACACGGUGUAACCUUUGAAAGGCAAAAAUUGACCCAUAUCUCCCAAGCAUACUUGCCACAUACUGAGGCAGUUUUCAAUUGCACCGGUAUUGGUUCAUUUUCUAUCUCGGGCAUCAAAGAUACAAAGGUAUAUCCUACAAGAGGACAAGUGCUAGUUGUAAAUGCACCACAUGUUCAAGAGAAUCGGAUGAGAUGGGGGGAAGAUUAUGCCACAUAUAUCAUUCCAAGACCAGACUCCAAAGGUCAAGUGAUUCUUGGCGGGUUCCUGCAAAAGGAUAAUUGGACAGGUGACACUUUUGAGGAGGAGUCAAAAGAUAUUCUUCUUAGAACAACGACCCUAUUGCCUAAAAUAUUGGACAAGCCUAUUGAAAUAAUUGGAACAGCGGCAGGUUUACGACCAAGCAGACACGGUGGUGCAAGGAUACAGGCAGACAUUGUUGAUGGUAAACUCUUGAUCCACAAUUAUGGUGCUGGUGGUUAUGGAUAUCAAGCCGGUCUAGGGAUGUCCAAAAAGGCUGUUGAAUUAUACCUAGAAAAUAAAAUGUUGCUAUGUAAGCUCUGA
Messenger RNA from Pichia kudriavzevii, 1083 nucleotides. RefSeq lists its product as uncharacterized. Gene Ontology annotation, molecular function: FAD binding; D-amino-acid oxidase activity. The coding region runs from base 1 to 1083 and encodes 360 amino acids. NCBI's taxonomy places the organism in Eukaryota, Fungi, Ascomycota, Pichiomycetes, Pichiales, Pichiaceae. The transcript has a single exon. The record is from RefSeq and is a predicted model, not a curated record.